CGGUGGCGGAGCCGGGGUCCCGUCCGUCCGUCCGUCCGUCCGUCCCUCCUUGUCCAUCCCUCCUUGUCCGUCCUUGUCCGUCCUUCCCGGCGGGAUGUCGAUGCCGGAGGCGCUGGCGCUGCCGGCCGCGGGGGUCGGGGACGAGGUGAAGCAGGCCAAGGAGAUCGAGGACGCCGAGAAGUUCUCCUUCAUGGCCACCGUCACCAAGGCGCCCAAGAAGCAAAUCCAGUUUGCUGAUGACAUGCAGGAGUUCUCCAAGUUUCCCACUAAGACCGGCCGGAGGUCCCUGUCUCGCUCCAUCUCUCAGUCGUCCACCGACAGCUACAGUUCAGCCGCAUCAUAUACCGACAGCUCUGAUGAUGAGGUUUCCCCCCGAGAGAAGCAGCAGACGAACUCCAAGGGCAGCAGCAACUUCUGCGUGAAGAAUAUCAAGCAGGCAGAAUUUGGGCGCCGGGAGAUUGAGAUUGCUGAACAAGACAUGUCUGCUCUGAUUUCACUCAGGAAACGUGCACAGGGGGAGAAGCCCUUGGCCGGCGCUAAGAUAGUGGGCUGCACGCACAUCACGGCGCAGACUGCGGUAUUGAUUGAAACCCUGUGUGCCCUGGGAGCCCAGUGUCGCUGGUCUGCUUGCAACAUCUACUCAACCCAGAAUGAGGUCGCAGCGGCGCUGGCUGAAGCCGGUGUGGCAGUGUUUGCUUGGAAGGGAGAGUCGGAAGAUGAUUUCUGGUGGUGCAUCGACCGCUGUGUCAGCAUGGAUGGCUGGCAGGCUAACAUGAUCCUGGAUGAUGGGGGAGACUUAACCCACUGGGUUUAUAAGAAGUACCCAAAUGUGUUUAAGAAGAUCCGAGGCAUUGUGGAGGAGAGCGUGACUGGAGUGCACAGAUUGUACCAGCUCUCCAAGGCAGGGAAACUGUGUGUCCCAGCCAUGAACGUCAAUGACUCUGUUACUAAACAGAAGUUUGAUAACCUGUAUUGCUGCCGAGAGUCCAUCUUGGAUGGCCUGAAGAGGACCACUGACGUGAUGUUUGGAGGGAAGCAAGUGGUAGUGUGUGGCUAUGGGGAGGUGGGAAAGGGUUGCUGUGCGGCUCUGAAGGCUCUAGGAGCGAUAGUGUAUAUCACGGAGAUCGACCCCAUCUGUGCUCUCCAGGCCUGCAUGGAUGGGUUCCGGGUGGUGAAACUAAAUGAAGUCAUCCGGCAAGUGGACGUGGUUAUAACCUGCACAGGUAACAAGAAUGUGGUGACCCGGGAGCACUUGGACCGCAUGAAGAACAGCUGUAUCGUGUGCAACAUGGGCCAUUCCAACACGGAGAUUGAUGUGACCAGCCUACGCACCCCUGAACUGACGUGGGAGCGAGUGCGCUCACAGGUGGACCACGUCAUCUGGCCUGACGGCAAGCGUGUUGUUCUACUGGCUGAGGGUCGCCUUCUCAAUCUGAGCUGCUCGACGGUCCCUACCUUUGUCCUGUCCAUCACAGCCACCACUCAGGCUUUGGCACUGAUAGAACUCUACAACGCUCCAGACGGCCGCUACAAGCAGGAUGUGUACUUGCUGCCUAAGAAGAUGGAUGAAUACGUGGCCAGCUUACACCUGCCUUCUUUCGAUGCCCAUCUGACUGAGCUGACAGACGACCAAGCUAAAUACCUGGGACUCAACAAGAACGGGCCCUUCAAGCCCAAUUAUUACAGGUACUGACGGGCCACAGUCCAUGGGACCAGAACUGUACCUGACACCUUUAGAAGAGAGAUUUUUAAAAAAAAAACAAAACGACAACAGCUUUUAUUUUCAUUCUCCCUAUCAUUUUGCUCCUUCCCUCUCCAGUUUCUCUGUCAUGAUCCCCUCCCCAACCCCCACCCUUCCUCAUGUCUUUGUCUAAACUCUUCAGACCACACAGGGACUCUGCUUUUCUGGUGUACAGGUGAACCUUGAGGGUUCCACCGGGCCUCUCAUCCAACUCACUUGAAAAGGCGUGAAGUCCCAUCCCCACUCGCAGGAUUGAUUCCUUCCUGCGGUUCUCUUCACCCUCUCCAAGGGACCUUAGUCUUAACUGGGUGGUACCUUCUAUUGGGGAACGCUGAGGUACUCCCUCCUAAAGGGGAACAAUCUGCAAUUUCUCAAUUGCCUUAAAAGCUGCUGCUGAUCAGUGUUCCCUAAUUUGUGCUGGAGGAGACUGCCGCUCCCCCACCCGUGGGGAAGGGCAGGUCCCAGGGCAUCUGGGACACUUUCCCCUCGAAGCCCCAAGCCCUGCUUUCUGUGUCGGGUGAUUCCAUGGCCAGCUGGGAGAAGGACCCCCAGAGCAUCGGCCGUUGCAAACCUCACCCCGCCUGAGUUCAAACGUGCAACGUUUCAUUUUCCUGUAGCCUCUCGUCAAACCGCACCUUACCCAGUUGGACAUUUGGGGCCUCCUCCCCACUUUGUUCUGUUGUAAAAAAAAAAAAAGAAUUUUUUUUUUUAAAGGAAAACUUUUAGCGUUAACACUGUGGAACUGUUGGGGUGGUUGCUGUUGGUUUCUCUUUUCCCUCCUUUGCUCAUCUGGGGCAAGGGUUUGGAAUUGGUGUGACAGGAUGCCCGGGUCUGGAGAGACCCAUGGAGAUAUGGCCCACUGUAUUUCUAGUUCCGUAGCUUAGAGAAUCCAGGAGUUGGUGCUGAAGCAGCUUAACCAGUCAGAUCCACCAGCCUCUCAUGGGAGCCGAAGGUGAAUUUCCCAACCUGUCACUGGGUUAGAUGUUCAGCUUAAUUUUGGGGACUUUCCUCAAAGAGCAAACCACCACCUGGCCAACUGUACCUUUGUUCCCCAAAGUUCCAGCAGUGGGUAAGGGGGAAAGAGCAGCCAGGGCCCUGGGCUUUGGUGUGGGUUCCAAGUUAGGGUCACCCCAACUCUGGAAACAGCAGCAGAGCUGUGGCCUCAGUGGGGCGGGGCAGAGAAACUUCUGCUAGCUUCCCAUGGACCCUGUUGGGUCAGGAGGGCUUGGUACUCAGGAGUUCGAGGGACACUUGCUCAGGAUCUCAAACCCUUCUUUUGACUCUUUGUGGGUUUGCCCAAGAGUUAGUGGUGAAAGGGCAGAGUUCCCUCUCUGAACUAGCCUCCCUCUCUCCCUGAUCCCCCACCCUGGUCAGAGGGAGUCAUCUGGACCACACAAAAGGGAGGCUUCCAGCCUGCUUCUUCAUGCCUAGUAGGUACUUCCUGCCUAGGUUCUUGCCCUCUAGCAUCUCUACCACCAGGCCCAUCCUCUCCCUCUUGGGCAGUGGCCCCUAUUCUCUGCAGAGCUGCGAACAGGUGGGCUCCGACUGGCUGAGGUGGCCUGGCGGGCCCCCACCCAGUCAAUCAGAACAUCCCAUCCACCGGUGGGGCAAGGACAAGCCCCCCUUUGGGGGCCGGUUCUUCCAGAAGGCCAAGGUCCACACUCCCACCAGGGCCCCCUCGCCCCUCCAUUCCUGUAUCUGUUACCGUGUCACUAGGUAGAAGCUCCAUCUCCCUAAAGCCAUGUAACCAAGACGACCGUGGAAUGAGAUCUUACAGCGGAGGGAGCAUGUUAUGAGCAACCUGGAUGGAAUAGGUUUAUUUUGUAUAUGAAUGAUUUUUAAUGAAUGCAAUAUUAAUCCUCGCAGAUGAGCAAUAAUCAUUAAAGUCGAUUAAAAUGAUGAGAAAAC
Messenger RNA from Tachyglossus aculeatus (Australian echidna), 3649 nucleotides. It is a transcript of the gene AHCYL1, whose product is annotated as adenosylhomocysteinase like 1. Lineage: Eukaryota; Metazoa; Chordata; Mammalia; Monotremata; Tachyglossidae. Gene Ontology annotation, cellular component: cytosol. The transcript is spliced from 17 exons. Gene Ontology annotation, biological process: L-methionine cycle. Bases 95 to 1693 code for a protein of 532 amino acids. The record is from RefSeq and is a predicted model, not a curated record.